AUGGAUUUGGUGCUGAAAUGUGAAUGGAUGAGAAACUUCAAGGUUUUGAGGCCAAACUUAAGGGGGACGGCGCUGCUUUGCCCGGCGCCCACAGACUCCUGCCCCCGCGCCGCACGGCCCCGCACACGCCGCGAUUUGUGCGCGCGGGGAUAUAGAUAUAUCCAUAUCCAUCUCUAUCUCGGGCUGGGGGACGCCUGGGGCCAGCCCAGUAGGAUCGGGCCCCUGGACAACGUGGCCAAGGAGCUGGGCUCGCACCUGCUGCAGACAUUGGAUGGCUUUGUUUUUGUGGUAGCAGCUGAUGGAAAAAUAAUGUAUAUCUCAGAAACAGCAUCUGUACAUCUUGGUCUUUCCCAGGUGGAGCUUACUGGAAAUAGCAUUUAUGAAUAUAUACAUCCUUCUGACCAUGAUGAGAUGACAGCAGUUCUUACAGCUCACCAGCCUCUUCAUCCCCACCUCUUACAAGAGUAUGAAAUAGAGAGAUCUUUUUUCCUACGAAUGAAAUGCGUCUUGGCCAAGAGAAAUGCAGGUUUGACAUGCAGCGGCUAUAAGGUGAUCCACUGCAGCGGCUACUUGAAGAUAAGGCAGUAUAUGUUGGAUAUGUCCUUGUAUGAUUCCUGUUACCAAAUUGUAGGACUGGUGGCUGUAGGUCAGUCUUUACCUCCCAGUGCAAUCACUGAGAUCAAGCUUCACAGUAACAUGUUCAUGUUCAGAGCAAGCCUGGACUUAAAACUAAUAUUCCUAGAUUCCAGGGUGACUGAAUUAACUGGAUAUGAGCCCCAAGACCUGAUAGAGAAAACUCUCUACCACCAUGUCCAUGGCUGUGAUGUGUUCCAUUUACGAUAUGCUCACCACCUCUUGUUGGUGAAAGGCCAAGUCACAACCAAGUACUAUCGACUGCUGUCUAAGCACGGAGGCUGGGUUUGGGUACAGAGCUAUGCCACCAUUGUACAUAACAGCCGUUCAUCACGGCCUCACUGCAUAGUGAGUGUCAAUUAUGUCCUUACAGAUAUCGAGUACAAGGAGCUUCAGUUAUCACUGGACCAGGUUACCAUUUCUAAGUCACAGUUUUCAUGCAGAAACUCAAUGUCUACCUCACAAGAAACAAGGAAAAUAGUAAAACCCAAGAGUAACAAGAUGAAGGCAAAACUCAGAACAACUCCUUACCCACAACAGCCAUACAGCUCAUUCCAAACUGAGAAACUGGAAUGUGGCCAGGCUGGAAGCUGGAGAUCCAGCCCCACAGCAAAUAUUACCACGAUUCAAGAACAAAAUAUGCAUUCAGAAAACAGUGAACUUUUAUAUACCCCUUCUUAUGGUUUGCCUUUCUCUUACCAUUAUGGACACUUUCCUGUAGAUUCUCAUGUCUUCAGUAGCAAAAAGCAAAUGCUGCCACCUAAAUUUGGGCAGUCUCAAGGAUCACCUUGUGAAGUAGCUCGUUUUUUCUUGAGUACAUUGCAGUCAAGUGGAGAGUGCCAGUGGCAUUACACCAACUCUUUAGUACCUGCCAGCCAGUCACCAUCUAAACAUCUUCCUGAUCAACCUAUGAAUGUUGUACGUCAUAAUCUUGCACAAAGUUAUGAAGUGCCCCUACCAAACAGGAGAUAUAGCCAGAAUGCUACGCCUGACACCUUUACAAGCUGCGCAACAUCUAUGCCAAACAGCAGAUACAAAGAAGAGGUUUAUGACUCCAGCAUCAUGAAACCCAGCAAAAUGGAAAACAGAGUACAUCCACAUCACCAUCAUCUCAUUAAAGAAGAAAACAAGUUUCCUUUCAGCAGAGACCUCCAAGAAAAAAUGAUUGCUAAUGAAAGUUCUUUUUCAAACUCCGUAACUAACUCCUUGUUACCAAAAUCAGAAUGUUUCCAGUCUAAGGCUAUUGGACAAUUAAACCAUCUCCUGCCAAUGCCAUCAGUAUAUGAACAAACAAGGAGAAUUUGCAUGAAAGAACCAAAAUAUGGGCAUAUUAGCCACCAUGCUACAAAUCUGGAUGAACUGGAUGAUGAUGACAGAAUGGCAGUAAAGCUUGAUCAUGACUCUGAAAAUGAACAUAUGAUGGAUAUGAGGCCUACUGGACAGGUUCCAUUUGUACUUCUGAACUAUCAUCAUGUUUUAGCCAAACAUGGUACCUUUCAGGCCUCAUCAUGUACAGCUACAGGACAUGUAGCAGAAAAUUAUGGAUACAGUUCUGAAGAGGUAAAUACAUUUAUUUACAAAACCCAAAGCCCAUCAUCAGCUUCUUCUCCAGAAACCCACAAGGAAACAGCACUCCCGCAUUAUAUUGGAACUUCUGUAAUAAUAGCCAAUGGAAGGUGACAAUAAUAGAAAUGUUUUUCUUAAUUGAAAGCAAACCAAACUGCAAUGAUUUCCAAAAAGCAUGGGAAAACAUGGUUCCAUUUACUGAGACAGAAGAAGGUCAAUGAAGGACAAACUCAUGUGUUCUUGGCAAGCCAUGUGUAACAGUACCUUUAAGGUCAAAAAAAUACAUCCAGCUUCAGUGCUUUGUUAUUACAGAUGAAUCUCUGGUGUAGACUCUGCCAGUGAAAAGCCAUGUAACAGAUCAUAUUUUUGUUAUUUUACAGUGUGCAGCAAAAUUCAAGGACAGGAAUUAUAUGCAGAGAUUUAUACAACUUUCUUUUCUUUUACAAAAAUAAGACUCCAAAAUAUAUUCAAGAUUUUUACUAUUAUGAUCAACUUUAGUUUAAAAAAAAAUCUGAAAAAUAUUGUGUAAAACAGGUCAACUUUCCAUCCAUGCUUUAAACAGCCUGACAAAUGAUUUUUUUUUAAAAAGGGCACUUAAUCUUGAAUAUCAAUGACAAUUGUAUGAACUACACACAAAUCACAAUCUUGAAAAUGGCUAUUUUGUUACUUUGUCUAAAACAAAGUUAGAUAGGUGUAGCUUUAUUAUAUAUUUUAACAUGGAUGGAGUCAAGAAUUCACAGCUUAUUGCUAUGACCGUAUCCUUCAACAGAGGGAUGAUAAAAUGUCAAAACCAAGAGAGAGAGAUAUGUAUUAAGAAGUUUUUGGUCCUGUCAUGGCACAACAGGAAAUCACACUGCAGGGAUUAAAGAUUAGUCGCAAUAAAAACUGUGAUAAGAAAUAACUUCUUCAAAGUGUGUUCCACUGACUGUACUGGGAGAAGACUCUUCACUCUUUCAAACAAACUAGUCAAAAAACUGUCCUGAUCCCAGCACCAGAAAUUGCUUCCAAAUUGUCAAGGAAAUAGUGAAACUUCUGAAGCUUUAUUCAAAACAUGCUGACAGUCGAUGGAAGUUUGAAACGGUUCAGGUUUUUUUAACAUAGGAUUUUCUCAAUGUUGAAUCCAAUUGCUGAUGCAAAGGCAAGGUUCAGGUUUGACUAAUUCUUGUCUUUUUUGAUGGACAGUUUAGGUGCAAGAUGACACUGCAGAAAGCAAAGCUGCUUCCAUUUGUAGCUUGAGCUCAACAUUUUGUACAGCUCUUAUACCUAGUUAUAAUACACAGUUUCCAGCAUUUAAGAUUAUGGGACCAUCCCAUGCCAUUAAGUUUUAUUCAGCAUUUUCAGUGGAAUAGGAAGUGUUUCUUUUUUUUCCCUCUCUCUACAGUGUACACACUAGGAAAUAAGGAGACACGUAUUUGCACUUAUCUUUUACAGGUAAAUGACCCAUUGUGAUUUCUUAGUCACUUCCCCAAAUAUUUUAGUGCUUGCUAAAAUAACAAAUGACUCCCUAGAAUAAUGUAUGUAAACACAAAUAGUUACAAACCUUGGAAUCAAAGGGUAUUUUAUAUGAAGGCUAGUGUAGAUCCAAGUCAGCAAUAUUUAGUUCUAUUUCUUAGCCCCAUUCAGGCUAGCUAUAUUACAUUAUAAAAGCUUUUUAUCUAUUCAAGUUAAAUUUAAAUGUCAUCAGACUCAUGGUCUGUAUGAACAUGUCUAAAGAAAUUACUUACAUGGCUUGUGCAAUAUUGAAAAAUACUUUGUCAUGGAUUGCACCUUGUCAAAGACAAAUGUGUUAAAAGAUGUAAUAAAUAGAUACAUUUCUUAAUAAAGCAUUUCCUGUAUUUUAUACACGGCAACAGAAUUAAGUCACCUUCUUAAGUCUAUAUGAAUAUUUAUUAUUAUAAAAAGUAAACAGAAAUGCUUUAAAAUAUGGUUACAAACAAUUUGCAGCAUUUUUACUGCCUUCCUAUUAAAAGGUUCACAACUCUGAGGACCUUAUUUUGAAACUGAGCUGAUGCACUGCACUUGCAAGUUCUCAGUUAAGUGAUUUUUUUCAUUCACUUAAAGUGCUUUUCCCCUAUCCCAUAUAGGUUCAUGAUAAUGCUCAAGAAAAGUAUUCACCAGUAGCUACUAGAUUUUAAUGCCUUUAAUGAAAAUAUUCAGUGCAAGUGCAAUCUGUAAGUCUCUAAAGCUAGAGCAGAGUCAGGUUUAAUAGUAUUUUACAAGUGAAUUUUAUUAUCAUGCUUAACUUAAAUAUUGUGAUUAAUAGAUACAAGUCUGAGUAUAACAGCUUUGUUCGCAUUACCUGACCUUCCAAAUUAGUAUCACUAAUGUUUGUAUCAAGUUUAGUUACUAAAAGAGGAUAAUUAUUCCAAGACUUGUGUGUUAAUUUUGUAAAAUUGAAAACAUGCCCCACAGGAAGAUAACUGAUAUUGUCUGCAUCAUUAAAAAGAAACCUGAUGCACAAGUCUUGCAUACUACACUUUGCUAUAUACCUCAUUAGCAGUAUAUGCUGCACACAGACUCAGUCUGGUGUAUUUUUUUGAGUGGGUCUCAUUAGAAAAACAUGACUUGAGGAAUGCACAAGUUUGGCUUGAGCAAAAAAUAUGUCACCCAUAUCUUUCAGUGAAAUACCACAAAAUAUUUCCCAAUGUCUACCUUGUUAUUCACACUUUCAGGCUUCAUUCAAUGAAUAUGAAUAAUGGAGGUGUUCCAUCAUUCUCCCACAGAUGUUUUAUAGUACAUGAAAUUCAGAUACGUAGAGAUUUCCAGUUAGGAAAUAAAGAAUCAAUUAUACAUUCACAUAUGAUAAUGUGGAUUAGUUUUCAGAAUAUGUAUUUGUGAUUAAAAAACCAAAUGUGAAACAUUUCCCUUACCCACCCAAGAAAAAAAAUGGUGAUUGCAUAUUCACAUCUGGAAUGUGAAUGGAGAAUUCUGUACAGAACAAGUUCAGACAUAUUCUUGUAGACAGUUAAACUACAGAUGUUGAAAGCAUGCGCACAGUAGUAAUUUUUUAAUAUCAGGAAAAGUUAUUCCGUGUAAGUGAACUGUGAACUGGAAUGUACGAGGAGAAAUAACCUUUCAUGUCUUUUCUGUGCCCUGCUCAUCUAAGCCAGAGGUACCUUUACCAUAAAACUGCAGAUUUUUACACCAAGCCUUAUUGGGGUUUCUGGCACAGCAAGGGAACUGUAAGGAGAUAUAACAUGUUUUAAUGAAGAGAGAAACUGGAAACUUUAUUCACUUACUAGCAUUUAAGUGGCAAGUGAAUUCAAAUUCUUUAUUGAAUAUGAUCUUGUAAUUUCCAAAUUAAGCACAAAAAUAUUCACAACAGAUUAGUUGUUUGAAAAUAUACCACACAGGUAAAUCCAAGAUUUUUUUAUGAAAGAGUGGAAUACCAGCCAGAGUGCUAGUACUUGUUUGACAUGCAUAAAACAUGACAGUAACUCUAUUUCUCAAGAAUAAACAGCAGAUGUCCACCUUCUUCCCCCUCCCCUCCCCCCCAGAAAAUUAGAUUUUCCUUUCUUAUAUGAUACACAAAUAAACUAUGUUGGGCAAACAUAUGUGGAAAAACAAGUAAAACACAAACAGCCUAUUAAUGCUCAGAAUUAUAUAUGUAUUCCCUGAAAAUGUAAAGCAUUUUUGCUUAUUUAUUAUGUAAAACAAAAAACCUGUUAAGAUGUUAAUAAAAUACAGUAGCCAAAGGA
Molecule: messenger RNA, 5897 nt
Organism: Alligator sinensis (Chinese alligator)
Lineage: Eukaryota; Metazoa; Chordata; Crocodylia; Alligatoridae
Gene: SIM2
Product: SIM bHLH transcription factor 2
Exons: 12
Coding region: 1-2313 (770 amino acids)
Biological process (GO): regulation of transcription by RNA polymerase II
Molecular function (GO): DNA-binding transcription factor activity, RNA polymerase II-specific; protein binding; RNA polymerase II transcription regulatory region sequence-specific DNA binding
Source: RefSeq, a predicted model, not a curated record